This is a messenger RNA of Sesamum indicum (sesame), 1662 nucleotides long. The record is from RefSeq and is a predicted model, not a curated record. NCBI's taxonomy places the organism in Eukaryota, Viridiplantae, Streptophyta, Magnoliopsida, Lamiales, Pedaliaceae.
AUGCAAAAAACUACAGUUGACCAGCCGACCAAAGAGGUAUUACCUACAACUUUUGUGAAAAAUUUAAGAGAAAAGUUGGCGGGAAGUGUUGUUUUGAAAACGCCCAAGGGAGGGGAAUAUGUCGUUGAAUUGGUGAGAAAUGGAGACGGUGUCGUGUUAUUGAAAGGUAAGUGGAAGGAAUUCGCAGAUGCGCAUUGUUUGCAAAAGGACGAUACUUUGAUUUUCAAGUAUCAUGGCAAUUCUGAAUUCGAUGCUACUAUGUUCGAUGGAAAAACGGGUUGUGAAAAGGUAUGCAGUUACUUUGUCAGGAAGGAAGAGGAUCUCGUCGAGACGCCUCAUAAUGCAAAAGAAAGCGUGAGUGAAGAAAACACUAAUAAAAGCAAAUGUGAAGAUGAUUGCGUCUUGAUUUCCCCGCACGAUAAUAAGAAUUCUUCGACUAUUAGCGGUUCGGUUGGUGGUCGGACAACAAGAAAGCGGUCGGGUAAAAAUACUGUGUGCGAAGAUGAUAUUGACUUUGUAUCGUCGCGCAAGGGUAAAAACAUCAUGAGAGCUAUGCGCGGUUCAAUCAGCGGUUCGAUUGCUAGGAAGCAAUUGGCCACAAAAUUGUUUGAAGGUGGAUCGUGCGACAUAUCCAGCGUUGAAGUAAAACAGAAUUUUAUUAGAGAAGAUUGUGAAAAUGAUAUACAACAGCCAAAACGUAGAGUCGUCACAGAUAUAGAGAAGCAACGGACACUGGAGAGGGCGUUUGAGGAAUUAAACGACAAUGGUCUCUUAAUACCCAUGCGAGCAUCCUAUGUCUAUGCUAGGUUUUUCUUGCUUUUGAUAUUUAUGAUGGUUUUUGAAUGUUUGGUGAAGGUUUUCUCAUUGAAAUGGGCGAGAAGCCAAGGCCUGAAGGGGAAACAAGAACUGGAACUUCGCAUGGAUGACAAGUCGUGGUACGUGAAAUUUUACGAUAGGGAAACGUCGGUCGGACUAACGAGAGGCUGGAAGACGUUUGUGCUGGACAACGGGUUGGAAGAGGACGACGUGUGUUUGUUCAACAUCGUUCCCGGGUCGUAGCAUCCCGUUGCUAUCAACGUUCGUGUUUUUCGCGUAGCCGAUGAUGUCAAUUGGAGCCCCAAGAAUAAUGAAUCAUGCAACACAAAUUUGAUGUAAAAAUUAUUUGCAUGUUUCAAAUUAUGUAAAAAACAAAGUUGGCGGUUUGAGUUGUUUACCAAGAAUUUCAAAUUUUGUGUGUAUUAUUAGGGAUAAGUAACAUAGGGAGAAAUGAUGAAGUUUGAAUAUUUCGUAUAGAAUUGUGUUCAUUUCAAAACAAGGAGUAGAGUUAAAAAGGGUAAAAGACAAUUUUCGUCCCACAGCUAUAGGCCAUUUUCGUUUUAGUCUCGUAAGUUUCUAGGGUUUCAAUUUGGUCCCGUAAAAUUGAAAAAUUCGCAAUUUCAGUCCAAAUUUGGCCGAAAAAUUUUGUGGCUCGCCGGAAAAAGUCACAUGCGAUGCAUGUGACUUUUAAAAUUGGGGGCUCGAUUCUGAUUGGCUGGAGAAGCUGAUGUGGCGCAUAUGUGGCACAUACGUGGAAAUUAAAAAAAAAAAAAACUGAUGGGAAAUCAAAGUUGUGAAAUCCCCGCCAUUCGCCGCCACCUUCUCUCUUCAAUUCCGCCGCCGUUA